AUGGCAUCCAUGGGCAAUUACCCCUAUCGUUCGGCGUACUUCACGGGCAACCCCGACUUUCCCUACCCCGCCUGGCCAGCCCGCGUGGUCUGCUCCCAGCUGGCGGGCAGCUUCCAAGGCGACGAGGAGCUGCUGGCGGCGGGCGGCGCCGCCAUCUCCGUCAUUUUUAAUGUCACUCAGUCGGUGCCCUGCUAUGACUACGCCUUUGCGCAGUCCUCCACCAGCCUGGGGGCCCCCGGCUCCUACAGCUACCAGACCUGCACCCAGUUCCAGCUGAACUCCAUCUGGUUUGGGACCAACGGCGCGCCGCGCGACAUGUUCUGGCGCGCCGCCACCCCCUUCAACCGCUCCGCGCUGGACGCCUCGUGCGUGGCGGCGUUUGGCGGCGUGGUGCUGCCGCACAUCGGCGAGAUGCACCUGCGCUACGGCCUCUUCCCUGACCAGUUUGCGGCCGCCGCCACCAACGUGGUGUUUUCCAACGGGCUGCUGGACCCCUGGGGUUCUGCCGGCUACCUGGAAGGCCUGGCGCCCUCGCUGCCCGCGGUGGUGCUGCCGCAGGGCGCGCACCACGUGGACCUCAUGUUUGCAGACCCGGCAGACCCGCCGCAGUUUGCAGAGGCACGAGACGAAAUCAUGGGCCACGUGCGCACCUGGAUCGAUGACUGGGUGGAGCAGCAAGAGGAAACUGAGCAGGAGUGA
Molecule: messenger RNA, 699 nt
Organism: Chlorella variabilis
Lineage: Eukaryota; Viridiplantae; Chlorophyta; Trebouxiophyceae; Chlorellales; Chlorellaceae
Exons: 5
Coding region: 1-699 (232 amino acids)
Biological process (GO): proteolysis
Molecular function (GO): dipeptidyl-peptidase activity; serine-type exopeptidase activity
Source: RefSeq, a predicted model, not a curated record